Messenger RNA from Polychytrium aggregatum, 1111 nucleotides. RefSeq lists its product as uncharacterized. The record is from RefSeq and is a predicted model, not a curated record. NCBI's taxonomy places the organism in Eukaryota, Fungi, Chytridiomycota, Chytridiomycetes, Polychytriales. Bases 1 to 822 code for a protein of 273 amino acids. Gene Ontology annotation, molecular function: protein binding. The transcript is spliced from 2 exons.
AUGCAAGUUGAUAUAUACCAAGAAGAAGACGACGAUGAGCUUGCGGAGAAUACCCAGCACCAGCUGAUAUUUCCGUAUCUGAUCAAGGCCACUGAAACUAUGCAUCCAAUGGCACACUUCCACCUGGCCGAGUGCUAUCGCAAAGGGCUUGGAGUUGACCAAGACCACACCAAGGCUGUCGAGUUGUACCGCAGUCUGGCAGAUCGUGGAAUCCCUCAAGCUCAAAUCGCUCUCGGUCGAUGCUUCGAGAGCGGCGAAGGUGUCGACCAAGACUUUGACUCAGCCAUCGAGUGGUAUUCCAAGGCUGCAGAUCAAGGAUAUGACGAUAUCCGCAUUGCAUUCCUUCGUGGCUGCCAUCUCAUGGCUGUGUGUUUGAUCCAUGGAUUCGGAACCACCCGAGAUCAGAAUAAGGCAGUGGGCAUCUUUGAGCAACUUGCCAACGAAGAGCACAGCGACUCAGAGUUCUGGCAGGCCAAUUGCCAUCAAUUUGGCUGGGGAGUAUCGAAGGACAAACAGAAGGCAUUCGAGUGGUUCAGCAAAUCGGCUGGCCAAGGGAACUCGUACGGACAGUUUAUGGUUGGAGACUGCUACUUCGAUGUGCGCUACGGACACACCAAGGACCACACCAAAGCAGCCGAGUGGUUCCGCAAGUCAGCCGAACAGGGCAAUCGAUCCGCACAAAAUUAUCUCGCCAUCUGCUACUUGUAUGGCCAUGGCGUCCCUCAGGACAUUGACACCGCCGUCUUCUGGUUCCGAAAGUCUGCUGACCAGGGAUGGCAAGGUGCCAUUGACAAACUCACGCAACUCGAAGUGUGGCUCUGAUUCCCGAGUUCCUCCCGUUUUCCACACCAAAAAAAUCUCGCUCCAACACCGAACUUCCAAAUCCAAUACCUCCAAUACUUUCAAUAGUUCUAAUACUUCCAAAUCCAAUCCAAUACUUCCAAUACUUUCAUUACAUCUCAUAUGCAAACCACUGCUGUUCCAUACUGUUGGUCCAGAUCAUAUCGGGGCGGUAUAUAUUUUUUUUUCGUUUACGAUAGUUGUAUUGAUUCGAGACAACAAGCCAUCAGUACCAUGCGGUACCCGGCAGUGGGCGUACAAGCAGGCUCAC